Chroicocephalus ridibundus (black-headed gull) is the source of this 3614-nucleotide messenger RNA. RefSeq names its product adrenoceptor alpha 2A (gene ADRA2A). Lineage: Eukaryota; Metazoa; Chordata; Aves; Charadriiformes; Laridae. The coding region runs from base 362 to 1696 and encodes 444 amino acids. The record is from RefSeq and is a predicted model, not a curated record. Gene Ontology annotation, molecular function: alpha2-adrenergic receptor activity; epinephrine binding. Gene Ontology annotation, cellular component: plasma membrane. The transcript has a single exon. Gene Ontology annotation, biological process: adenylate cyclase-activating adrenergic receptor signaling pathway.
GGGGUGCGCGGUUGUGUGUGUGUGUGUGUGUGGUGUGUGUGUGUGUGUGCGCGCUCCCCACGUGGGGCUGACGCGGCAGCCCCGGCCUGAUGCGGGGCUAUAAAGCGGCUCGGCGGCGAGCGAGGCAGAGCAGCAGCAGCCGCCGCCGCCGGCUGCAGCCCCGGCCCCACUCCGCGCCUCUCCGCGCUCCGCUGAGCGGCUCCCGGCCGGCAGCCCCCCAGCAUGAGCCGCGGCCGCCCGCAGCCCCCCGGCGGCCGCCGAGCAGCCCCGCCCCGGCCGGCGGCGCAGUAGGAGCGCGGAGCCCCGCGGAGCCGGGUGGGGCAGGGGGCGAAGGGCGGGGGUGUCCACGCAAGCGGGGUUGAUGUUUAACCUGGAGCGCCCGUUCACGGAGAGGGGCCACUUCUUCUCCUCCAUGGAGUACCAGCGGCAGCUGGAGGAGGAGGAGGGCUACCCGCCUCCCGGCACCAACGGGACCUUCAACGACAGCGGGGCCGGGCCGGGCUGGGGUACGCCGUACCCCCUGCACACCACCAUCACCCUCAUCAGCCUGGCGGGCUUGCUCAUGCUCUUCACCGUCUUCGGCAACGUCCUGGUCAUCAUCGCUGUCUUCACCAGCCGGGCGCUGAAGGCCCCCCAGAAUCUCUUCCUGGUCUCCUUAGCCUCGGCCGACAUCCUGGUGGCCACGCUGGUCAUCCCUUUCUCCCUGGCAAAUGAAGUGAUGGGGUACUGGUACUUCGGCAAAGUCUGGUGUGAGAUCUACCUGGCCUUGGAUGUGCUGUUCUGCACCUCCUCCAUCGUGCACUUGUGUGCCAUCAGCUUGGACCGUUACUGGUCUAUCACACAAGCCAUCGAGUACAACCUCAAGCGUACCCCACGCCGCAUCAAGUGCAUCAUCUUCAUUGUCUGGGUCAUCUCGGCUGUCAUCUCCUUCCCGCCACUCAUCUCCAUUGAGAAGAAGAGUGGGGAGCAGGCUGACCAGGGGGUGGCAGCGUGCAAGAUCAACGAUGAGAAGUGGUACAUCAUCUCUUCUAGCAUCGGCUCUUUCUUUGCCCCCUGCCUCAUCAUGAUCCUUGUCUACAUGCGCAUCUACCAGAUAGCCAAGAGGCGAACCAGGGUACCGCCAAACAAGCGGGCAGAGCGCCCCGAGAAGAGGCAGAAUGGCUUGGCCGACAAGGAGGACCUGCCAGCCACAGCCCAGCUCAAUGGGGAGAAGGCAGCAGGAGGUGGCGGCGGGCAGGAGGGAGAGGUCAACGGCAUAGACAUGGAGGAGACCUCUUCCUCUGAGCACCAGGAGAACAACAAGUGUAAGAAGACAGAGAGACCGUCGAGGGGAAAGACCAAGACUAAACUGAGCCAGAUUAAACCUGGGGACAGUUUGCCCAGGAAGGCAGAGGAGGAGAGGAACACCAAAGGGUCCCGGUGGAGGGGCAGGCAGAACCGGGAGAAGCGCUUCACCUUUGUGCUGGCGGUGGUGAUCGGGGUCUUUGUCAUCUGCUGGUUCCCCUUCUUCUUCACCUACACGCUGAUGGCCGUCUGCAAGAGCUGCUCUGUGCCCGACACCCUCUUCAAGUUCUUCUUCUGGUUUGGUUACUGCAAUAGCUCCUUGAACCCCGUCAUCUAUACCAUUUUCAACCACGACUUCAGACGGGCCUUCAAAAGGAUCCUCUGCAGGAUAGAGAGGAAAAGGAUUGUUUGAAGGACCCUUUGCCAUAGGCAGGACUACUUCAAGACUUUGUAAGAGAAUAAGGCAUGGCUCUCUUGGGCUGUGCUUGCAUGGGAUGGUUUCCUUCAGCUCGUGAACAGGAAGCCUUUAAAACCCGAGAUGAGCCUAUGGAAACGCCGAGCAGCAGCAGCGAGGAGCAGCAGGCAAGUGGAAGUCUGAGACGUGGCAUUUGGCUUUCCAGGGGAGGAUGGCUUUUGACUUGGUUUGUUUUGCUAGUUUUUUUUUUUUCUUUUGCCAGAAUCUCAGUGGAUAUUUCCAUGACUGCUCACUUUGACUCUUUAAAGAAAAGCGACAUGCAGAUGAACAGCAAAGAGGGAGUAUGCCACCCCAGAGGUUGUUGGCUUUUUUAUUGUAUCUUUUUUUUUUUCUCCUGUUGUAUGUGUAAUUAAUUUUAACCCCCUUGUAAAAUACAGUAUUGUAUCCCUGAACCUGAAUGUCUUAAUUUUUGUAAGGCAAGCAGCUUUGAAACUGUGAAUGCUUUAAUUAUCUUUGACACGUUGAAAGUCCCUCUAUUCCCACCCCUCAAAACCCACUUCACUCAAAACCGCUGAACAACUAGAGCCAUUCCCCCUACCUGACAGUUUGAUAAUAUUACCAAAAUUGCCAAUAUCCCGUCGGGGGGUUUUUUUUUGGCUAUAAAGCUUAGUAUCACAGAACUCACCAGACUGGCUAUUUCUCUUCUGUUUUAAUUUCUAUGUUGCCUGUGAUACAACGCAGCUGAGGUGGUAACUGCCCCCUCGCUACUCGUUAAAGCAGACCCUGACGGAGCGGUGGCUUUGCUGUGCAGGCAGGGACGUCCCGGGCGAUGGAGUGACAGGCAAUAUCCCGUGCAACCCGAGGCUUGGGACCCGGCCAAGCUUCCCGACGAGUUAAUCUGGGUUGAUGUUAUACCCCGCCGCAGCACCCAAACGUGUUUGAUGCGAACUCGCUUGCCCCGCCUCCGACUGUAAAUAGAUAACAUUUCAAAGCAAACAGCAGAGUUCCAUACGUCACGUUAUCUCAUUUCUGUUGGAUUUGUGAUGGUUUAACUCCUGCGGGAUUUCCCGCAGAGGAGGAGGGGGUUUGAGCGCAGGGGCUGUUCCACCUGUCUGCAUUAAGCGUGAAGAGUUCAGUUUUUAUUCUGCCAGUCUCAUUUUUCCUAGGAAAUGGGAAAGCAUCCCUCUUUCAGUCUUAUACAGGGCAAAACUCCGAAAUGGGAAACUUAACUGACAGUUUUUCCAGUAUUUUAUAGUGUAAUUAAGCUUUUUUUUUUUUAAAAAAAAGAAAAAAGAAACGUGUAAAUAUUGUGAGAUUGGAGCAGGAGAGAGAGUUAGUACUGCUUUUACACUCCUUUCCUGGAAUGUCUUUCAGCUCUUUCUGCUAAAAAAAAAAUAAAUAAUACAAAAAUGGACAGAACAAAUCUAACGUCCUUGUGCCAUGAAGAAAUUUCUGGACAAUAUUAAAAGGAAAAACUUUUGAUCCAUCACAAUAAAUGAGUCUGUGAGCCUUUUAAUGUUAUGAAAAUAGCUUUACUGACAAGUCAUAGAAAUUCUUUGGAGAAAGCAAAGUUUGUGUAAGUCUCAUGUAUAAGAUGAAUUUGCCUGUUUUGGAGUUGUAUGGUGCACAGGAAGCAACUUUAAAGAAAAUACCUUUUUACUUUUGGGAAGUGUUUUGUUGAUUUUGCUCUCUCUUUUGACUUUGUAAUUAACUCCAAGGGUCCCCAGAUGCAUCUUGGGACCUGGAGAGCAAUGUUUACAUUCACUUGCAUUUUCAGAAUUGAAUCCUCAAGAGGUGAGGAAACCAAAUAAACUGUGCUUUACUGUAAAAAAAAAACACAAAACAAAAACAACACACAACAAACAGACCACGAGCAGAAGUUGCUAUAAUGGAUGAUUAUUUUUAUUAAAUAAAA